This is a messenger RNA of Hydra vulgaris (swiftwater hydra), 1765 nucleotides long. Lineage: Eukaryota; Metazoa; Cnidaria; Hydrozoa; Anthoathecata; Hydridae. The record is from RefSeq and is a predicted model, not a curated record.
GUUUAAAAGAAAUAUGGUUCAAUUGCAAUUCCAAAUUAGUUUUGUUACCUGAAAAAAGUUUGAUUGUUACACUUUUAAAAUUUUAUAAUAAUGUUGUUUCUUGGAAUGGAAAUAAAAUUAAACCUUUGACCAAAAAAUUGUUGGAAAAAAAUAAAGUAAAACUUUUUGAUCUGCUAGCAUGUAACUGCAAGCUUGAAGUUCUUCCUUGUGAUGACAGGAAUAUCAAAUGCUCGGGUUGUUCAAAUGUGCAUCUUUACUGUAAUUGUGUUGGUAGUAAAAAAGUUCUUUUGGAAGAGCGUUCCUAUAUAAAAGACCAAACAGAGAAAAUUGGUACUAAAGGAAAGUUUCAAAUAGGAGGUAUUGAUAACUCUGUUAUCACCUACCUCAAGAAAAACAAAGCAAACAAAAGCUUCUGAUAAAGAAAUUUAUAUUAAAGAGUUUGACACAAUCAUGGAUCAGAGUGAAACUUCAAUUUCAUCAUUAAAUCAGACUAGAUCAAAGUACUAUAACACUAUCCACUAUCCCAAAUUUGCUUUAGAGGUAAUUAGAUAUGGAAUAUUAGAUGAAGCAGCUGCCGCUGUAGCUAAUGCUCUACUUCAAGAUAUUGGUUAUCUACAUCUAAAUGAUGUAAUUGAUCCAAGUAAAAUGAAGAGAGAGAAAGAACGAGUAUGCUUUAAUGCUAGUUUUGAGCAAUCUAAAGUUUCAAAUAUAAAGGCAAUUGUUUUGGAUAGCAAAUGUAAUAAAAACUCAUUGGUUUAUGAACAGAGAGAUAUUGAUGGUGAAAUAAAACUUUGUAAAUCUACCAGCACUGUAGACCACUUGACAUUCACAAUUGAAUCAGGCGAGUUGCAAGGUCAAUAUCUAAAGCACAUAGAUGUACCUAAAGAAAAAGGUAAAGGAAAAGAUCUUGCUGAAUUUACCUGUAAUGUUCUCAAGGAGUUUAAGAGUGAUAAAAGUAUCCAGGCAAUAAUUUUGGACAAUACAAGUGUUAAUACAGGACCAGUUGGAAAAUCUUUGACAAAUCCAAUUCAUUUAAAUUUAACUGUUGACUUCAUACAAGUUGAGACAGACGUUGAAUAUCCUCCUCCGUGUGUCAUUAAAGACCUCUCUGCUGACCAGAGAAUGCUACUGGAAUAUAGUAUUGGAAUUUCUAGAGGGUUUUCAGACAACUAGUAUCUGAGAAAAAAAAUAUGCCCUAUUUGUCAUGCAAGGUGGCUGAAAACAGCAGUACGGAUCUUGGUACUAUACACAAGAACAAUCAAUCCCAGUAGAGAGCUCAAAAUCUUUGUUGAAUAUAUUCAAACAGUAUAUACUCCUAUGCGGUUUAAUAUCAAAAAGUCUAAGAGUUUCAGAGAGGGUCCUAAACUCAUUUUCCAAUUUAUUCAGCGGAUUUUGAGGUUGAAUACUGAAGUUCAAAAUAUUACAUUGCCCAUAAUUUAUGCCAUUCCAGUUAUUGAUUGUAGAUGUAAAAACUGGUCAAAAUUAAUAAAUUUGUAUGAUAUAGACUGUUUUAAGCCCCCUUGUGUGGAAGAUAUAUCAAAUGAGGAGCUUUUGAAUAUGAUUCCGAAUCAGGAAACUUUCCGUGCCACUCGCAAACGGUUAGCGGGAAAUUUAUUAAUUUGUUUAUUAUUAUUAUCAAUUUGGUUCAGCAGUAAUUAUGCUAGCGGGAAAUUUAUUAAUUUGUUUAUUAUUAUUAUCAAUUUGGUUCAGCAGUAAAAGUAUAUUAUAUUUAGAAGUAGUCAAAAGGGGCAUAAUAAAAUCUUAU